GAGGCCAUGCAGUGCGUGGAGGAGCUCAGUGCCCAGAGCCUGCUGCCCGUGUUUGUGCGAGUGGGAGUGGAGUCGACGCUGGAGCGAAGUCAGAUCACCAGGGAUCACAUGGGCCAGUUGUUACAUCAGUUGGUGCAGUCAGGAAAGCUGAGCAAGCAGGAUUUCUUCAAGGGCUUUUCCGAGACCUUGGAGAUGGCAGACGACAUGGCCAUAGAUAUACCCCAUAUCUGGUUGUACCUGGCCGAGUUGGUGACCCCCAUGUUAAAAGAAGGAGGAAUCUCUAUGAGAGAACUUAUACAAGAAUUUAGCAAACCCUUGCUUCCUGUGGGAAGAGCUGGAGUCUUGCUUGCUGAAAUCUUGCACCUUCUAUGCAAACAAAUGAGCCAUAAGAAAGUGGGAGCCUUAUGGAGGGAGUCUGGCCUCAGUUGGAAGGACUACUUGCCCGAAGGGGAGGAUGUACAUACCUUUCUCAUGGAACAAAAGUUGGAGUUCACAGAGUCUGACUGUUCCAGUUCCUCAGAAGCACUUUCAGAGAAAGAACUCUCUGCAGAAGAGCUGAACAAGCAGCUGGAAAAACUCAUUGUUGAGGACAAGGCGAAUGAUGAACAAAUCUUUGAUUGGGUAGAGGCUAAUCUAGAUGAAAGCCAGAUGAGUUCACCUACAUUCCUUAGAGCUUUAAUGACAGCAGUUUGUAAAGCAGCUAUUAUAGCGGACUCUUCCAGCUUCCGUGUGGACACUGCUGUUAUCAAACAGAGAGUGCCCAUCUUACUCAAGUACCUAGACUCAGACACAGAGAAGGAACUACAAGCACUUUAUGCACUACAAGCAUCAAUAGUAAAACUUGAUCAACCUCCUAAUCUGUUGCGGAUGUUUUUUGACUGCCUGUACGACGAGGAGGUCAUUUCGGAGGAUGCCUUCUACAAGUGGGAGAGCAGCAAGGACCCGGCCGAGCAGAACGGGAAGGGAGUCGCGCUAAAAUCCGUCACGGCGUUCUUCACGUGGCUGCGGGAGGCCGAAGAGGAGUCCGAGGAUAAUUGAAACUAAAAAUACAGAUUGAAAACAAACCAACAAAAACAAAAGAAACGAUUUAAGUAUUUUUUUAAAAAGUUUCACGUCUUCGCCAAUCACAGUGCAGCAAGGCCAAUUCUCGCGCUGAGCCCCCUUGCCCCACACACGCACCGGUGGGAGAGGCAAAACAGGGAAACACGAGGUGAUCAUGGAGGCAAAAAGGUACUUGAACAAAAAAACCACAGGAGUAAACUUCAAACCUGAGGGCGGGAGCACUAAACCAAAACACGUGUUAUUUAUAGAAAAUAUUUUCUGUUUAAAUCUCUUUCUUUUUAAACAAGGACUCAGACUUAGGAAAACACACGGCGAAACAAAUCCGUUUAGCAAAGAAAAAAAAAAGUUGAAAACUUUUAAUUUAUUAUUUUAAGGACUGCAAAUGCCAGUGUAAUUUUUAAAUUUGCAGUUUCUGUAAACAAAUUGUAUAAUAGAACAAAAGCAGAGAAAUAAAUUUCCCUCCCCUUCAUAUGCACCUCAGUUUUGUUUCAAAGCAUGAGAAGUAGACAAAGCUCUCAAGGGGGUUGGGGUGAGCUAGAUGAGGGCGAGAUCAAUUUAUUUUCGAAUUGUCAUCAGAUUUUUCUGCCUGCCUCUCAGCUUGCUUCCGAAAUUUAAAAUGAAAAUAGUAAUCAAACCAUACAUAACUUUGGAUCGGAAAGAAAUGCGUUUGGGAAAACCUCUGCGGACCAGAGUGCUCCGAAAAUAACUCAUUGAAAACAGUGCUACCCCAGGAAAAAGUACUAGUGAUACUCUCAGAACCUUUAGAGCAACUUUAAGGCUUGUAAAUACAUAGAACAAAUAUUUAAAAAAA
Molecule: messenger RNA, 1873 nt
Organism: Acanthisitta chloris (rifleman)
Lineage: Eukaryota; Metazoa; Chordata; Aves; Passeriformes; Acanthisittidae
Product: eukaryotic translation initiation factor 4 gamma 3-like
Exons: 8
Cellular component (GO): eukaryotic translation initiation factor 4F complex
Molecular function (GO): protein binding; mRNA binding; translation initiation factor activity
Source: RefSeq, a predicted model, not a curated record